UUUAGAAUGUUUGACUUCUAGAUUUAAGAAAAUAUUCUAUUUUUUUAUAUAUGUAUUUUAUUAUAAUGUCUAUAUUAAAAAUUAUUUGUUAUAUUUCUGUACUUGUAUGAAUUGAAAUGGCUGGUCUUAAACCGGCAGAGGGAGGAAGUGGCAAUUUUAGAGCAUUAGCACAAAAUCAGCAAGAAGAAGAUGCAUUUGACUAUGCACAGUUCAGAGAUGUUCCUAAGCCGAGUGGAGUCAUUGGAUCUGUAGCCCAUAUGAUCAAAGGUGCUUUAGGAGGUGGAAUUCUUGGUGGUCAUGUUGCUUAUAUGAAAGCUGGUAUUGCCAUCGCUAUACCUUUUAACAUAAUAUGUGGUUUUUACAUGACGUAUUGCUUAUACAUUUUAGUUCACUCUGCACAAAUUUUAUAUAGGCGAACCAGAAUACCUUCUAUGUCAUAUCCUGAUGUAGGAGAAGCAGCUGUGGCUUGUUUUUCAAACCCAAAAGUUGCGAAGUAUUCGAAAGUAUUCAGGUAUACGAUAGAUGGGAUUAUAUGUCUCGAUUUAUUUGGGUCAUGUGCCUGCUACCAGCUGAUUAUUGCAAAAUCAAUUAAACAACUCGUAGAAAAUACUCAAGAGACAUCUUUGGAAGGUUUAUCAGGUUAUCCAAGCCUUCGGGUGUAUUUGGCAGCAAUAAUUGUACCAAUUAUACUGAUCUGUUUAGUUACACAUUUGAAAUGGUUGGCGCCUGUUUCUGCAGCAGCCAAUGUCGUUAUAUUGUUCGCUAUUGGAAUGGCAGUACAUUACGCGUUACAUUUCAAUCCAUCAUUCUCAAAUUUGGUACCCGUAACGACAGUGUGGAGUUUCUUUGAAUUCAUAGGCAUGAGUGUGUUCACUAUGUCCUGUGCAGGAAUUGUGAUCCCAAUAGAAAAUAAUAUGAAGGAGCCAAAGAAAUUCACGUUUGCUUUGAUUAUUGGUAUGAUUUUCAUUGUUUCGUGCACAUUUUUGGUAUCAUUCUUUGGUUAUGUUGCGUUUUUGGAAAAGAGCGAUGCACCUUUAACAGUUAACUUUCCUAUGACAACUUGGCCUAUGAUUCUUAAAGGUGCUAUAGCAUUGAUGAUAUACGUGACCCAUGCUAUCAAUUUUUGGGUACCCUUCAACCUAUGUUUUCACUACAUCAAACCAAAGCACAACCAGCUUAAGAUAAUUCAAUGGGAAUUGUUUUAUAGGAUUUUAUUCGUGAUUUUGAUUUCAGUUGUCGCUAUAAUAUUCCCAAAUAUUAAUGCGCUGAUGGGAUUCCUCGGCGCCUUCUGUUUAUCGAACAUGGCAUUCAUUUGGCCAAAUUUAAUCAAUUUACUCGUAAUUUGGGACAGGCCUGGAUUAGGCAAAUAUAAAUGGAGAUUAUGGAGAGCGCUGAUUUUAAUAUUCAUCGGUAUUUUUAUUUUAAUAUGUGGUUCCAUCGUCAAUAUGAGUGAGCUGAUGUUGGUAUUUGUAUAACUAGGAGAACGUAUAUGAAAUGUAUGAACGUGUAUUUCAAUACUAGUUAUAUAUCGCGGCUUUGUCAGCGUACACUUCCUUCUCAUUGGGAAUUUUCAUGGGAAAUCUACAUAAUUUUUAUAGGAGUGUCAAUUGUAUGAAUAAAAUCUUUUAAGAUUUUAUGUACUCUAGUACAUCCUAUUGGAAAAUUAAAAGAAGUGUGGGUUAGGCUGUUAGUUUUACAGUAUCUUCUGUAACAUUUACAGUGCUGUUCAUUUCUAAGGGGCGAUGGUUAUCAAUUUCAAGUGGUCCGUAAACUUGUUUGCAAUUCUCUCAAAUAAAAAUAAUGAAUAAAAUAAAUCUGUUUUUGAUAUAUA
Molecule: messenger RNA, 1831 nt
Organism: Galleria mellonella (greater wax moth)
Lineage: Eukaryota; Metazoa; Arthropoda; Insecta; Lepidoptera; Pyralidae
Product: proton-coupled amino acid transporter-like protein pathetic
Exons: 10
Coding region: 117-1475 (452 amino acids)
Biological process (GO): amino acid transmembrane transport
Cellular component (GO): vacuolar membrane
Molecular function (GO): amino acid transmembrane transporter activity
Source: RefSeq, a predicted model, not a curated record